CAUGGCGGUUCACUGUGAAACUACAGCAGCUGGUGCAAAAGUUUUUUACCUUUUCUCCUUUUAUUGUUUUACAUUCAGCUAAGAUGAUGCAACCUGAGUUAAAAGUGAGUUCAAAACCUCCUUUAGCUGCAGCUAAUGUUUUGUUGAAUAAAAGGCAUUCCUUACACGCGUUGGAACCGUGGAGAAAACUGGAAUAUUUUUCCAGACGCGGUAGCCACGAUCUAACUCGAAGGGAAGACUCGAAUUCUUGUGGAAAUCUGAGACUCUUGGACUCGAAAAGUAGGUCGGCAAGUCUUGCUCAGCUUAAGACAAGUGGUCGGACAUUGAGUGCCAGUAAUCUAGCGGCCUUAUCGGAUUCAAAUCUAUCCAUACAAGUUGCUUUGCCUCUGAGGAGUUAUGAACACACUGGAUCAGAGAGCAAUCUUGCAAAGAAAAGCUUUGAGAUGGUUGUGAAACGUUACUAUGACCAGCUAACUGUUGGUUGUGGGAAUAAAGAGUGUUUGAAUAAGUUUUGUGCAUCGAACACUUCGAAUCCAAAACUGAGCUUGCGGAUUUCAAGUUUUGUAAGCAUUGAGUUAGCGACACUUGGGAAAGAAUAUUUUUGUAAGGAUAGUUGUGGAAAACCACUUCAAGCCUUGUCGUUAACUAAUGAACACAAGCCAAUUUCAUUAACCAACGAACAAGAGCCAAUCAGGUCAACUGACAGUCGUAAACAAGUGUCAUCAAUGAUGAGUGAUAAUUUAGUCUUGUUAGGUAAUGAACCAAAACUACCAUUGUUACGAGAUGAUGCUAAAUCAAAAUGGGCACCUAAUGAACAGAAACCAGUGUCAUUUCUGCACAAGUUCUUUAGUUCUUCACCAUUCAAAUUUCUCUUCUCAAAUGAGUCAGUUCAGAAGCCAAUCAAAAAGUUGAGAUCUGGUUCACUAACGGAUCUUCGAAGGAGUGUAACGUUAUCAAAUAGUGGAAACUCAUUCAGCGCAACCAAGGGUGAUAGCUAUUUGAAUGAAAAGAGUCCAAAUUCUAUGUUGAAAUCUUGUGUCAUCAGCUCGAAAGUUCCACCAAUGGAUAAAAGCAAAAUGCAUGAAAAAGCAACUUCACCGACCUUACUUGAUUUGCAAAAUAAUAUUGAAAAUGUGGACAUCAACGAAGCUGAAUUGGAAGAAUUUGAAGAUCAAUGUGUCCUAGAAAUGUCAUCAAGUGACAUCAAGGAACUCUCUCUUACGCACUUUACCCUCGAGAUGUUGGAAACAUCAGUUGCGAAUUAUCAACAUUGUGGAGAUUCCUCAUUUAUUGUCAACACAAUUCGGACUGUGUUCUCAUCACCUGAAGCGCUGAAUGCUAGUUUUCAAAAGACAUUAUCAACUAACACUCUCUCCACAAAGAAGCAUGCAAGUUUUGCUACGAAGAUGGCCACAGCAAAUGAACAUUGUAAACUUGACGUCUCUGCUGUUAGGAAAGCGUAUAAGUUGUUAUUAGCUCUUGAACCAAAGGAAACUUUCAUUCAGCCAUUGCAAAAUUCUGUUGAGAUUCAUCUUAAAACUUUACAGACUUGUAAAUUACAAGAAAAAGAAAUCUCUCAGUUGAUUAUAAUGCUGGAGAAUCCACUUGUGUUGGAGAAUAACGACCUACUGCAAACACUUUGUGGUGUGGUGGAUGACCUGGAGAUAAAGACAAGAGAUACUUUGGUCAACUUCUUGGCAACAGAGUAUGAUUGUCCAAGCUUCCAAAGACUGGUAAAGGCAUUACAGAAGUUACUGAGUUCAAAAGUCCACGUUAACCAGUGUUCAGAAGCACACAUCAUCACAAUAUGUAGCAUGUUGGAGACACUUCACAAGGCAAAUCUUCUAUCACAAAAAAGUGGUCAAAUGCUGGCAUGCAGAAGUGAAUUCUAUAAUCAUGAACUGUCACAGAAACUUGACUAUAAACUAGAGUAUGAGAAAUGGAGAAGACAAACUGGAGACAAUGAAAGAUCUACUGAAAAGCAAUCUAUAAGUGGCAUGUCCAUCUUCAACUUUUCUUUCAUUUUGGAACCAGCUUCAAAGGUUCGUAUUAUGCAUAUCCAUGCAAUGUGUCAGAUGGGUUUGGAAUAUUGUGAUGCUAUCCUGUAUCAGGCUAAGGUACAUCAAGCAAAGAAAGUCUAUGAAAAUGAGGAAAUGCCUGUUGAAGAUAGCAUGAAGUCUGCCAUGAGUCCCUUUCUUGUUUUGAAAAUACAUCGUGAUAAUCUCAUUGAGGAUACCUUGGUUCAGGUUCGACUGAAGGAGAAUGACCUAAAGAAGCCGCUGAAGAUCAGAUACGUAGGAGGUGGGGAGGAAGGACUGGAUCUAGGUGGUUUACAGAAAGAAUUCUUUCAUAUUAUUGUUGAUGAUAUAGUACAGCCGGACUACGGAAUGUUCACAUAUCUGGCAGAUGUGGAAAGGAUGUGGAUCAACUGUAACUCUUUCGAGUCGGAUCUUCUGUUUGAACUAGUAGGGACAUUGCUGGCUCUUGCUAUAUAUAAUGGGAUAAUCUUGGACAUUCAUUUUCCUCUGGUAAUAUACAAGAAAAUUCAAGGCAUUAAGACGGACCUUGGUGAUCUAAAAGAUGUGGAUCCAUCUCUUGCAAGGAGUUUACAAUCCUUGCUAGACUUUGAUGGGGAUGUUCAAAGCACGUUUUGUUACACAUUCCAGAUUUCUCGCACAAUUUUUGGUGAGACUCAUGCUGUAAACUUGAAGAUUAAUGGUGAUGAUGUGAAUGUUACAAAUGAGAAUAGAACAGAGUUUGUUCAACUGUAUGUUGACUAUCUUCUGAACACAAGUAUUGCUCACCAGUUUGAUGCUCUGUCUCGUGGUUUUCAUAAGGUAUGUGAUGUGACAUGUCUUGAACUGUUCAAUCCAGAGGAACUAGAGUUAUUGAUAUGUGGAAGUCCCCACAUUGACUUUACUUCAAUCAAAGAAUCAACCACGUAUGACAACGGUUUUUACAAAACCCAUCCAACAAUUGUCUCUUUUUGGGAAAUCGUUAAUGGCAUGGAUGACAAGACGAAGAAAUCUUUGCUCUUGUUUGUGACUGGCAGUGAUCGAGUUCCUCUUAAAGGCCUAUCAAAUGUCGCAUUUCAAAUUAUAAAACAAGGUGAUGAUUCUGAAAAGUUACCAACAGCUUUGACUUGUUUUAAUCAGCUCAUGCUGCCAGAGUACAGCUCCAAGGAAAAAUUACAAAGUCGACUUUUUCUUGCAAUUCAGAACAGUAAAGGCUUCGGUUUAACUUAAACAACAGGGACAGCUGAACCUCGUAUAUGUAAGUUAACAAUCCAUAUCGCUUGUAA
This is a messenger RNA of Dendronephthya gigantea, 3301 nucleotides long. Its product is annotated as ubiquitin-protein ligase E3A-like. Gene Ontology annotation, biological process: protein polyubiquitination. Gene Ontology annotation, molecular function: ubiquitin protein ligase activity. The record is from RefSeq and is a predicted model, not a curated record. Bases 84 to 3245 code for a protein of 1053 amino acids. NCBI's taxonomy places the organism in Eukaryota, Metazoa, Cnidaria, Anthozoa, Malacalcyonacea, Nephtheidae. The transcript is spliced from 8 exons.